Messenger RNA from Prorocentrum cordatum, 345 nucleotides. NCBI's taxonomy places the organism in Eukaryota, Dinophyceae, Prorocentrales, Prorocentraceae. The record is from the annotation of a GenBank genome assembly.
AUGGCGCGGGCGGCUCCCACGACGGGUGCGCCCCCAAGUACGAGGGCCAACCUACCUCGCUCGACGUCAACUGCGACGGCACCUACGACAAGCUCGACGACGACUCCGGCGACUUCGACGACCAUGCCGACAUGCCCGCAGAACGCGGCCGCGAAUGACAUCCGCAUGGACAACACCGACCCAUUUCGUUCCAGAUGGAUCGGUUCGGGCGCUCCGCACACCCGGGUGCAGAAGUUGGGCUCCGAGCGCAUGCAUUGGGGCGCUGCGAAAUGCGACUCAGAGGGCAUGAACAAGUACAAGGGCAAGUACAACCACAUCCACUUGGAUGUCACGAACUACUUGUGA